This is a messenger RNA of Ostrinia nubilalis (European corn borer), 2046 nucleotides long. RefSeq names its product RNA/RNP complex-1-interacting phosphatase (gene Ptp-h). Gene Ontology annotation, biological process: dephosphorylation. NCBI's taxonomy places the organism in Eukaryota, Metazoa, Arthropoda, Insecta, Lepidoptera, Crambidae. Bases 70 to 1068 code for a protein of 332 amino acids. The transcript has 8 exons. Gene Ontology annotation, molecular function: polynucleotide 5'-phosphatase activity; protein tyrosine/serine/threonine phosphatase activity. The record is from RefSeq and is a predicted model, not a curated record.
CCAAACACCCCCAAUGUCAUUAACUUAUUGACAUAAGAAUUUGAGGUUAUAUUUUUGGUUUUGAUUUUAAUGAAUUUAAAAUUUAUUUGGCAAGUGGAAGUAAAGAUUUUACCAAAAUUUCCUUCGUUGUGUUACUCUACAUCAAAAAAGGAAUUCAUAAAUCCUAAUAAAAAGAAAAUGGCACCUAGUAUUCCCGACAGAUGGAUUCCAUAUAAAGCCUGUGGAAAUGUAAUUGAAGGAACCAGAUUGAUAUGUUUCAAAGUACCCCUGCGAAGGACUGUACAAACGAACAAAGCAGAAAUUAAAGAAAUAUGGGACGUAAAAGCUCUUUUGAGUUCAAUCCCGAAUUUGGUUGCCGUUAUAGAUCUGACGAACACAGCUCGUUACUACGAUCCGAGAGAGCUUCAAGCGGCCGGUGUUGUCCACAAGAAAAUUUUUAUGCCUGGACGCAUAAUACCUCCCAAGGAUAAGGUGAUCGAAUUUAUGGACGCCGUUGACGAGUUCUUGGGAAAAGAUUGCGAUAAGCUGGUGGGAAUCCACUGCACCCACGGGUUAAACCGCACCGGGUACAUGGUGUGCCGGUACAUGCGGGACCGGCUCAACAUCGACCCGAAGGUCGCCAUCAAGAGGUUUGAAUUAGCUCGUGGAUAUCAAAUUGAAAGAGAUAAUUAUAUCGCUGACAUACUUGGAAAACCACCACCUCCGCCUCAAUUUGGUAAUCAUACAAAAGUGAAGCCUAUACAAAAUGGCGACGAAGAUGUGGAAGAUGACCUGCCUAACUCAGAAAAACAUAAUGCACAUGAAAAUGAGAGAAAAGGUGUAAAGAAGAAGUACACAUACAACGGCGAAUCGUGGAGGGACGAAUGUAGACAAAACAAAGACGCUAAUGAAAUUGACGAUGCUAGUACUAAUGGCAGAUACGUAAAACACCCUUCUUACUGUGAACAAGAUAGGAAUGAAGGUAGUGGCAUUUCGAGGAGGGAAAAAAGAAGAAGAAGAAGACAAAAUACCACUCAUAAAAACAGCACAGACUCAGAUAGAUCUUACGACUAUAAAUAUGAUUACUGACAGACUACAGUGUCCGUAGUAACUCUUCAGUAUACAAAUAGUAAUUUCUAUUAUUUUAGACCAACCCUUAACGUAUAUUAUAAACCAAGCAAUGAAGUUUUACCUGGAAAUAGACUGAAUGUAGAAACGUUUACGUGUUUUACCCUUAUUACUAUUAGGCCGUAUGAAACGAAGUUCAAAACUCAGUUCAAACUGGCUAAUAGAUUCAAGGCUAUGAUUGGUCAAAACUAUGAAAUACGCUAUUACAGGCUUAAUCUAUGCUUGAGUUUGAAUCAAGUUUCGUAUUCGGUCCUUAGAUUUUACCUUCCUAUUCGGUUGCAUCAAAAUGUAAUUGCUUCAAGCAAGACCGCAAUAGGACUUUCAAUAGUUUUAACUGUUACAAUACAAACUGCCUUAUACAGGGUGUCCCGGAAUGGGUGAAUCAAACUGAUAGGGGAGGUAGCUCUACUAAUGUACUAUCCGUAAAAAAUAUGAAAAAAAAAAAUAAUGCGCAUAAGGACACAAACAAUUUUUUUAUUGAAAAAGUGAAAAUAAAUCUGCUUUGUCUAAGUAUCUGGCUAUAAUUGCUGCGUUUGGAGUUUAUUUGUACUUUUUUGUUACUAAUAUUAAUUGUACAUGAUCGCUUCGUUUAUCUGUAAACACACUUUUGAGAAUAAUGACUAGAUUUCGAGUUUAGAGCACUUUAUUUAAAAAAUAAUUCCGAACUGAAAUUUUUUUUUUCAUAUUUUUUAGGGAUAGUACAUUAGUAGAGCUAUCUCCCCUGGCAGUUUGAUUCACCCAUUCUGGGACACCCUGUAUAAAAUUUGAUCCUCAAAUUAAUGCAUAAUAAGUUUUAAAAUGUGCAUAAUAAUAUGAAAUAUUUGAAGCCUCUCUUUUAAAGUGAUAUUUUGUAUAUGGAUUCUGUUUUACAUAUUGUAUUAUCAACUUAUUUAUACCUAUAUGCCGUAGGUAAUGAGUGGAAUAAAAAAAGCAAACAUU